This is a messenger RNA of Rana temporaria (common frog), 2654 nucleotides long. It is a transcript of the gene CEP112, whose product is annotated as centrosomal protein 112. Bases 120 to 2435 code for a protein of 771 amino acids. The transcript has 17 exons. The record is from RefSeq and is a predicted model, not a curated record. NCBI's taxonomy places the organism in Eukaryota, Metazoa, Chordata, Amphibia, Anura, Ranidae.
CGCGUGUAUUCCGAGCAGGCAGAGAGGCGUCCUGUGUUGCUAUGGGGACCGGGCGGCGGUUGCCGGAAAUACGUCACUGAGCUGUUCAAACCUGAGAGAACCAAAGAGAGCCGGGGGAGAUGACCAAUCAGGAGGAUGCCUGGGAGGAGCUGGACGCAGAGUUUGAUCAUUAUCUGGUGGAUAUGAAGCCGUAUGUGUUGAAGCGCCCCCAGAGGAUGGAGCGCCAGCGAUGUGCCUUGUGGAUCAAGAAGCUGUGUGAGCCCUCGGGGGCGGGAACCGGGAUUUCCGGCAGGAAGAACAGGAACCUGUAUGCCAAACUUCUCCUCCACAUGCUGAAACGUGGCGAGCUGGAGGGGCCCUUCACUAGUCAACCUGAAGAUGGCACCCUGAGACCUCUGCCCACCUACAUGUCCAUCUACUUCGAUGAGCCCACUUCUGCCCGGCUCCCCAGCGCUGGCACUGGGGGAUUACCGGACUGGGUCCUGGGAGAACUGGAGGUCAGGGGAUGGGGAUCUGAGGAGGCCUUGAAGACGUCAUUAAGGAAGGAGCCGGUGGACUCCUCCACGCCGACCCGAGGUCUCGAUAUGAGGCCAGCAGAAGGUCGUUCUCCUCUGGUGACGGUGGAGGGUGAGGAAUGGUGGUGUUCCCACAACGCGGGCUUUCCUGAGCUGAACACUUCCAGAAAGAGCGCGGCAGUUAUAUACCGUAAUCGUCCCAUCUGUACAGUCAUCGUCCCUUCUAUACCGCCAUUGUCCCUUCUGUACCGUCAUUGUCCCUUCUGUACCGUCAUUGUCCCUUCUGUACCGUCAUUGUCCCUUCUGUACCGUCAUUGUCCCUUCUGUACCAUCAUUGUCCCUUCUGUACCGUCAUUGUCCCUUCUGUACCGCCAUCGUCCCUUCUGUACCGCCAUCGUCCCUUCUGUACCGCCAUCGUCCCUUCUGUACCGCCAUCGUCCCUUCUGUACCGUCAUCGUCCCUUCUGUACCGCCAUCGUCCCUUCUGUACCGCCAUCGUCCCUUCUGUACCGCCAUCGUCCCUUCUGUACCGCCAUCGUCCCUUCUGUACCGUCAUCGUCCCUUCGGUGCCGUCAUUGUCCCUUCUGUACCGUCAUCGUCCCUUCGGUGCCGCCAUCGUCCCUUCGGUGCCGUCAUCGUCCCUUCGGUGCCGUCAUCGUCCCUUCGGUACCGUCAUCGUCCCUUCCGUGCCGCCAUCGUCCCUUCCGUUCACCAUCUUCACAAAGAGCUGGAAGAAGAGAAGGACGGCGCCCAGAAGAAAACCUCCAGACUCUGUCAUCUCCUCCGGGAGAAGGAGGAGCAGUUGGCACGCAUGGCAGAGACGCAGGCCACCCAGGCCCAACAGGCAGAUGCAGCCCUCCAAGAACUGAAACACCAGGUGGAGCUGAACACAGAGAAGGUGUAUGCUGAGAUGAAGGAUCAGAUGGGGAAAGUGGAGAUGGACUUGAGCCGAUCGAAAUCCCUCCGAGAGAAGCAGAAUAAAGAGUUCAUCCGGCAGUUGGAAGAAGUCAAGCAGAGAUACGAGCAGCAGAUUGUGGAACUGAAGCUUGAGCAUGAACAGGAGAAGACUUACCUCUUCCAGCAGCACAGUGCCGAGAAGGAGGGUAUCAUGAAGGACCACGAGCAGGAGAUCGAUCGGCUGGACGGGCAGCUCCAGAAUACCGUCUCCGAGCACGAGAAGAAGAUGCAGGCGUGGAGAGACAGAGACGCAAAGACCAUCUCGGAGUUGGAGGCCCAGGUCUACAAGCUGAAGGAGGAGCUUAUCCAGGUGAACGCGCAGCGCAAGCAGCAGCUCCUGGAACUGGGACACCUGCGGGAGGAGGAGAGGGCGAGGGCGGCUCAGGAACAUCAGAUGGCGCUCAGCAAAAUGAGAAAGGAGACGGAGAGCACCAGGAUAGAGCUUCAGAAGAAACACAGCGCCCAGACCCAGGAGGCCCUGGAGAAGGCCGCCGGCAGGUUGUCACAGAUCGAGAAGGAGUACGGCGAGAAACUCGACAAGUCCGCGCAGGUGGUGUGCGAUCUUCAGGCCUCUAUGACUUCCCUGAGAGAGGAGAAGAGUCGGCAGCAGCUCGGUAUGGAGAGGAGGUUUCAGGAAGCUGCGAGGAAUCACGAUGAAGAGAAGAGGAGGAUCAUGAAGGAGAAUGAGAAGACGAUGAAGCUGCUGAAAGGUGAAUUGGAGAAUUCCUGCGCUCAACUCCGCCAAUCCGAGAAACGGCGGCAUGAGAAGGACCUGGAGAUGCAGCAGCAGAUCACACAUGUCCGGGAGGAAUACGAGGCGAAGAUCAGAGGACUGCUGCCGGCCGCCCUGAGAAAGGAAUUAGAAGAGACAAUCGGCUCCCUGAAGUUGCAGGUGAACCUUCUACAGAAGAGGACGCAGGUGCUGCAGGAGGAACUGACGGUGUAUCAGAGGAAAGGACUGUGACCUCCAUACAAGACAGACGCUCAUCAGGACCCGCCGAGCCCUUCAUAUUCCAUGCCAAAUACAAUCUCUCAUCUGAUUGGCUGUUACAUUCCUUGUGUCAGACGUCGCCUCACUGAGCCACGGGCAGCCGCUGACCCACCACUACCUAAACCCCGCCCCCUCGCUUAUCUCUGACCCACCCACUACCUAAACUCCGCCCCCUUGCUUAUCUCUGACCCA